Molecule: messenger RNA, 1335 nt
Organism: Lepus europaeus (European hare)
Lineage: Eukaryota; Metazoa; Chordata; Mammalia; Lagomorpha; Leporidae
Product: phytanoyl-CoA dioxygenase, peroxisomal-like
Exons: 10
Coding region: 53-1069 (338 amino acids)
Biological process (GO): fatty acid alpha-oxidation
Molecular function (GO): phytanoyl-CoA dioxygenase activity
Source: RefSeq, a predicted model, not a curated record
GGGCCGCCUGCAGAGUUAAGUCCGGGGCCUUGGGGUUCUCUGCUCCGCCGCCAUGGAUCAGCUGCGCGCAGGCGCCCGCCUGAGGAUCGUGCUGGGACACCUCGGCCACCCCUCGGCCGCGACGGUAGUCGCCCACCCCACUUCAGGGACAGCUUCCCCUGCCAGUUUCCAGCCUCAGCAAUUCCAGUAUACUCUGGAUAAUAAUGUUCUAAGCCUGGAACAGAGAAAAUUUUAUGAAGAAAACGGGUACCUGGUCGUUAAGCAUCUGGUGUCGGAUGCUGACAUUCAGCGCUUCAGGAGUGAGUUUGAAAGAAUCUGCAGAAAGGAAGUGAGACCACCGGGCUUAAUGGUGAUGAAAGAUGUGGCCGUUGUGAAAACGGAGCAUAACCUGAGUGAGAAAUCGAUUACCAAGGUCCAGAACUUCCAGGAAGACGAGGAGCUCUUCAGAUACUGCACCCUGCCCGAGAUCUUGAAAUAUGUGGAGUGCUUCACCGGACCCAAUAUUAUGGCCAUGCACACAAUGCUGAUUAACAAACCUCCAGAUGUUGGCAAGAAGACGUCCCGUCAUCCCUUGCACCAGGAUCUGCACUAUUUCCCCUUCCGGCCCAGCAAUCUCAUUGUUUGUGCUUGGACUGCGAUGGAGCACAUUGACCGGAACAACGGUUGUCUGGUGGUGCUCCCCGGCACCCACAAAGGCCCCCUGAAGCCACACGACUACCCACAGUGGGAGGGAGGAGUUAACAUAAUGUACCAUGGGAUCCAGGACUACGAGAAGAACAACGCCCGUGUGCACCUUGUGAUGGAGAAGGGGGACACAGUUUUCUUUCAUCCUUUGCUCAUCCAUGGAUCCGGGCACAACAGAACCCAAGGCUUCCGGAAGGCAAUUUCCUGCCAUUACGCCAGUGCCAACUGCCACUACAUUGAUGUGGAGGGCACCAGCCAAGAAAACAUUGCGAAGGAAGUUUCAGGAAUGGCGGAUAAAUUCCUGGGCUCUGAGGGUACCGUGGACUUCAAGGAUGUUUGGAUGUUUCGAAGUCGACUUGUGAAAGGGGAACGCAUCAACCUUUGAAACAACCCUUCGCUAAAACUCUCCAACAGGAACCCAAAACAAAACCAGGUGUCAGAAGAAAACCCUUCCCUGUGAUGGUGUCAUCUGUGCCAUCACUCGUUAACAAAAUCACAAACCAUGGCUCAGGUACUUAAUUGCAUCCAGUUAAUUCUGCAGUGCAAUGAGGGUGUGGUGAUGGAAGUAAAAACAGUAAAAGUCAAAUAGUAUUGUUUCAAGGAAAAUUAUCUGGGGUUACAACAAGAUUAAUAAAGAUAGUUGACAUAUAA